AUGAGAGCCUAUAGAGGUGUAGAGAGGACUGGAUGUGUAGUGCUAACAGGAAGUGUUGAUUUGUUAUCGGUGUUCAUCCAUACGUCCUUCGAGAUCAAACCUGGCUGUCGUCGCGAAGAUUUCAGCCAGAUACGAAGCAAGAUCACUGCGCUGUCGCAUCCAUCUUGGCGUAGGGACUUGAUCACUGUUACACGCUCUCGCCUCCAGACGUUCAGCAGCGUGUCUAAUAGUAUACCUAUCACGGCGCAUCCACGGGAAGCGGAAGAAGACACAGAAAAUCAUCAAGGAAAAUUGUGUUCAAGGAUCAUCGGGAGGUCCACACUCUCUGCUUCACCAAUGUCAGCCAAGCGCAUCCUCUAUUUUGGAAUAGAUGCCGAUUCCAGGAAAUGGCAUCGUAUAGGCGACAUCACGAUGGCAUUUGAAAGUUCCAAGUUGCAAUCAAUUUAUCCGAUGUCCCGCACAAGCACCGAACAUCAAAUGGCAAAUGCUUCGAGUGUAGAUACUGUCAACACUGAAGACACCUCUCCGCUAAUGCCGCUGGGGAGAAUUUCUCCCAACUCCAUUCUCCCACCACUUCGCUUCGCUUCCCGUCUCCUCUCUUCUCCCUCCGCUCGUUUACUCGCUCUCGGCUUAGGUCGACGCCUCGUGUUACAGGGAAAAGGUUCGAUGGUCAAGGCUAUCAAUGACAAGCCGGUGGACUACUCGCAUAUCAUAUUGCUGAAGCCACUGCACAAAGGUAGCAACAAUGGAGUAGUUCACAAGGCCAAGUCCUUGAAAAAGGGACACGAGUAUGCCUCUGGUGCAGGAAUGAAGUCGACGCGAAAAGAAGGGAGAGGGAUGUCAUGCGGGGUCGAUGCGAGGGGUGGAGAGAGGAUGGGAGGUAUGCAGAUGCGAUGUGUGCAGGAAGCGUGCGGGAUGCAUGCAAGGGCAGGUCGCUCAAUCACCAGAUGCGCGAAUGGGUUGCGCCAAGGGUCCGUUACGGUGAAGUAUAUCUUCACGAUAUACCAGCACCUGUCUCAGGACGGCGCACUGAGACACCAAUCUGACCUAUCGACCAUGUAUGUCCCACCCGAACUAACCGACCUCAUCAUCGACAUGCACACGACCCUAACACCCUCGCCUCUUGCACCCUCGAUAACCAUCGGACAUCCAUCCCGGCCCAACUCGGCCAGACAGUUCCUUCCUCUCCUCCCAUAUGUCGGCGAUUUGGUCAAGUCCCUAUGGAUCGAAGCGGAAUGUGGGUUUCGCGACAAGGACAACUCGGAGGGAGACUUUAUGAUGAUGAACGACCUCAUCGAUGAGCUCUUAUGGAAGACAGCGCAUGAUAAACAACGGGUAUCACAUGACCCUGCUCUGCCUACCAUCCCCGCCUCGCUGCCGAACUUAACCUCCCUAGAAAUACGUGCCCUCUGA
This is a messenger RNA of Desarmillaria tabescens, 1413 nucleotides long. RefSeq lists its product as uncharacterized. The record is from RefSeq and is a predicted model, not a curated record. The transcript is spliced from 12 exons. The coding region runs from base 1 to 1413 and encodes 470 amino acids. NCBI's taxonomy places the organism in Eukaryota, Fungi, Basidiomycota, Agaricomycetes, Agaricales, Physalacriaceae.